Molecule: messenger RNA, 1774 nt
Organism: Volvox carteri f. nagariensis
Lineage: Eukaryota; Viridiplantae; Chlorophyta; Chlorophyceae; Chlamydomonadales; Volvocaceae
Exons: 4
Coding region: 136-960 (274 amino acids)
Source: RefSeq, a predicted model, not a curated record
CGGAAGAUGCCGAAGUAUAUCGGUGAAACAUGAUGUGGCAGGAGUGGAGAGAAUAGUGCAGCGGUAUAUUGUGAGUGUAGUUGAAGGGUUACAAGGCGUUCACAGACGAGCAGUAGUCAGCUGAAAAAAGGCAAAAUGGUCAGCAGAAAGGAGGCGGCUGAGGCUUUCACCGCUGCCGCGAAGGCGCUGGACGUGCGCGGGAAGGAGCUCGGCGACUUGUGCUUCGCCCUGUCCAAACUAUCGGUGGAGGAGCUCGAGGUGUUUCCGAUAGAUGGUGACAACGAGGCAAUUGUUGAGUUCAUGAGGUCCGUGAAAGAUGCAGGUGCAGCAGGUGGAACCGACGUGAUGGCAACCAUCAGGGCGCGCGCUUGUUACUCUUCCAAGUAUGCCGCCCACCUGGUGGUGGAACCCCCCAACUAUCCACCGUACAAGGAGGCGGCCACAGUGGUUGGGCUGCACCAUGUGGCAACGUUCGCGCACGGCAGGCAUGGAGAAUGGACACUUGGGCAACAGAUGCAGAUUGCCGUGCACUGCCCCGACGCGGACCGCAGGGUGUUGGUGGACUCAACAGUGGUGCACAUCAAUCCCAUCCAAGACGUUGCCAUCCUCGAGGUGCAGUGCAAGCUGGUGCCCCCGGUGCUGGACUGUGGUGUCUCGGCUGGCGACAAGUACUACAUCCACGGCCAGUCCACGCAGGCACAAGCGGAUGCCACAUCCAUCAGCCACGGCAUGGUGGCGGCGACCGAGCUGGAUGCGCACAGCCACAUCCGCGGUGACAUUGUUGCGGGUGCCGGUGAUUCAGGUGGCGGCUGCUUCUCGGUCGACACCGGCAAGCUUGUGGCCAUGGUGGUCGGGUCUGACACUCGUACAAACAAAGCCAUCCUGGUGCCCAGUGCAGUCAUAUGCAGCAUCCUGUCGGACCUGUCGGCGACCUUGGGGGCUGCAGGAGCAGCCACCUGAGCAUACAGUGUCCGGCUGAUGAUGUACCCGGUGUGGUGAUGGGUGGCCAGAGCAAGCUAGCCUGUCGCCAGGAUGGGAGGCAGGGCUGCUGUGUGUGUCUGUUGACCUGACCGCGGCAUACUCUGGUCGCCUGGCUGGUUGUGUGGGUGGGUAGGUUCAACUGAGAGUGCGUGCAGCAGAGUGGCAGGUUGGGCUCAGGAGUGGCGGUGCCCAGUUGUGGUGGAGGCGGCAUCCAGCAGCGGCUGCUGGUGGUGCUGACUGACAUGCUAUUUCGUGGUGGAGUAGGUGUAAGGGUAGGGAAACCCACAACGAGGGCAUGCAGCUGCUGUUGACUGGUGCUGUAAAACUAAGAGUAUGGGAAAAAGCAUUUCAUAAUGUCCGAGGUUGGGCUACAACGCGACGCCUUCAUUCCGACCCAUUUAGACCCAUUUAGCCUAGCCAACACCGCCCCCUGUUACUGACAUGUAUGGGUGGCCUGUGGCCUUCCGGGGCACACCAACCAUGUCCCAUCAAAUCUGGUUCGGAGUCUUAGUGGGGAUUCAGUUAAUCAGUGGUUGUACGAUUGUGGAUUGAGACCGGUGGGCCAAACGGGAGGUAGGCGUGACUACCCUGCUGCUCGAGAUUAGUCGCUUUCAGGCAACCCUGGCACGCUUAUGGCAUAGGGUGCGCUGGGAGAAUGAGAACAAGUAGACCAUGUGGCAUCUUGCUGUGAAUGGCGUGCCCCUACCUGGCUUGUUUGGUGGGCUCAUUACACCUCUCUGAGUAAUGCAACCGAGAUGCAACAGACACACACACAUGUAUACACAUAUAUCUC